UAAAGAAAAAUUUUGAAAAAAGCAUUCCUAGUGAUGUUAAACUUGAAUUGCAAUGAAUGAGGUGAGAGCACCAAGAGGAAGAGCACCCUCUGUGUAAUGGUCACUGCCUUGUUUCCCCAAUUUACACAGGGUGGAAGCUUUGCGGGAAGCUGCAACUGCUAUUGAGCAAGAAAAGGAAGUCCUCCUGGAGAUGAUCCACAGCAUCCAGAACAGCCAGGACAUGCGGCAGAUCAGUGACGGAGAACGAGAAGAACUGAAUCUGACUGCGAACCGUUUGAUGGGACGAACCCUCACCGUUGAAGUUUCAGUAGAAACCGUCAGGAACCCGCAGCAGGAAGAGUCCCUGCAGCGUGCCUCGAGGAUGAUAGACGACGUGGUCAGCAAGUUCCUGGAGGACCUGGGCAGCGCCAAGUGCCACUUAACGUCCCUCCACAGCGCGUGUUCCUCUGAGGUGCCACCGGGCCCGGUGGAUCAGAAGUUCCAGUCUAUAGUGAUUGGUUGUGCCCUUGAGGAUCAGAAGAAAAUCAAGAGAAGACUAGAGACUCUGCUCAGAAACAUCGAGAACUCAGACAAGGCCAUCAAGCUGCUAGAGCAUUCGAAAGGAGCCGGCUCCAAAGUUCUGCACGCAAAUGCUGAUAGCAGACUGAACUAGUCUCCAAGCCUGUGCGCACUCGGGUCACGUCAAGAUGCUGAGACGCUACUUUAGGUGACGCUAGUUCUUUAUGUCAGGCAUGGCCACUUGAUAGGAGAAGUUAUUUCACAUGAGCAAACUACUGCAGUGUCCAAGUUUUGCAACUCAAUUGAAACUAGUAUUUUAAUUAUCUAGACUUUAUACACUGAAUUUUUGCCUUAUACUAGGAUCUAGCACUAUGUAUUUUACUAUUUUGUAGAUUUGCACAGUAUGUGGAGAAAGUAAAGCUCAGCUAGGGGCAAAGUGUCCCCACUCGGCUGGACCAGGGCAAAUAAACAGCUCCAGGGCGGGAGCCUGCAGAAACUCCCGCCCUCCACGCUGCACACACCAUGUGAACACGAAGUGUUUGGAGGAUUCCGGAGGCAUGGAAGAGCCUGUCCUGCGUCCUUCCACUCAUACAGAUGUCUCUGGGUAUCUGCAUGUAUCACAUUACUUUGAAGCUAAAGAUUUAUGCAUAUUUUACAUACUUGAACACAUAGCUUACAACGUGAGACGGUCACCUUUCGUCUUACUGAUGUGAGUAGUUAUAUAUCCACUUGGUUUCUCAAAUGCAUUCUUCUAUAAUGCUGCUCAUCAGUUUAAAAGGCUGUGUAGCUGUGCCAUACGUACUCGUCCAUUCCCCCGAGGACAUGUGGGUUGUUUGCAGUUUGUUGCUGUUACUGAGACAGCUGGAUACACAGGGCUCUCUCCUCCUGGUAUCAGUUCCCAGCACGGGGUGCACUGGGUCAACGCUGUAUACAUUUUCAUGGCCUGACACUUCUACAUUUUUUUGGUAUAAAUGCUGUAUGAGUGUGUACUGUCUUCAAUAAUUAAAUGUAGCCAUUUCACCGAAAUCUUUUCAACACUUUUUCUAACGUAAAACCUUAUUUACUUUGCAUCUUGCUUCCUACCUAGGUGGACUGAUGUGUUGAUCCUUUUUUAUCCAUGGUAAAUGAAGUAACUGUAGAACACUUGUUAAAUGUUCAAUAGUACUACUGAUGCACAAAAACCUCAACAACUUCUCUAAAUGCUGCUCUGAAAUUAGACUUCACACUCAGUCUUUUUUAGAAUGUAGGGAUUCACAUAAAAAGAUUCACACUGAUUUUAUAUAUUUUUCUGUGUAAGUGGUAAUGAGCUGACUUUUCUGUGCAGAGUGCCAAAUUAGUCUUUCUGUAUGGAAAGCAGUGACAGCCUGAGCACUUGUCCACUGCUUUCCUUAGCCGGCGGCCGCACUGCCUGCUGGCUCUGCCUCAUUGGGUUUCCGUCUCUCCAGAAGCCUCAGGCUCAGUGGGCUGAUCUGCUCCGCUUUCGUACACACUGCUUGUGUCAUCUUGUUCUUCAGCGGUGUCUUGAAAACUAAGAAAUGGGCAAUCAACUUCUCAAGUGCUGUCUGCACCCUCUUCCCCGUCAGUCUCCGCUGGUCACUGCGGCUCUGCCCAUGACAUGCUCUCUCAAAAUGAAAAACAUGCAGUGAUUUAUGUUAUGAGAUUCAUGCAUUUGUCCCUUUGAAUGACUGAUAAAUGACACAUGUGAAGUACAUGUGACUGAUAAUGCUACUCCUGAAGGGUGGGUUUUACAGUUACAGAUACAAAACAGUUAAAAGUGAGACUCUUGGAAAAGAAAGAGCAACAAAGACGGACAUUUGAGCUCAGCCCAUUCCGUGUGCGUGUGUGUGCUCACAUGUCAGCGAGCAAAGUGAGAUGGGUGUGCACAGAACAGCAGGAAUGCAGGAGCCCGCUCCGCCCCAGCCCGGCAAGGCAAGGCCUGGGGAAGCCAACCCUCACCCUGGCCCAGCUCGAGAUCCAGGAGGCCCUGCUCUGCAAGGAGGGAGUGAGACAGAGCUCCCACCUGCAGCUGUGCAGGCCUGGCCCAAAGUGAGCAUCUGUUAAAUAGGUCAGAAGUAGCCAGGCGCGGUGGUGAUGCACACCUGUAAACCGAGCACUCGGGAGGCUGAGGUAGGAAGAUUGUUAGUUCAAAGCCGGCCUGGGCUGUGUCAUUUGACCCUGUCUCAACAACAAACCAAUCAAAAGACCCAAUUAUUUUAUACUACAGGACAAACAAGACUAAAUAACUUUUUAAAAUAAGAAUAACAGUGAUAGCAUGUAAAAGAAAUUUCCUGGGCAAAAUUAGGGAAAGCACAGUGCCACCGAGCUGCAUUCCAAUAGGUCAGUGGAGUCGGAGUCAUGUGCCUUCACGCGUGUGCUGUGUAGGACUCACUCUGGGUACGAGUGAGUCCCACGUAGGGGUGUUCUCCGGGGAACGGAACUGGCGUGUAAGGCAGGGACUCGCUGUAUCAACUGCUGCUACCAAAAGGCGUACACUGGCUGCUGGAAAAGGGACUGAAACAGGCAGGGUCAAGUUAUUCUGGUUUUUAAAGAAGUCGCGUUGUGCCUGUGUAUGUAGUUCCACGGGCGAUACACAUCAUACAUGUCAAAUGAAGUUCUAGCUUUGAAAUGCAUUUAUUUUUUUGAUUACUGGAAUUCAUCUUCGAUGAAGUUUUAAUCAAGGAGUGUUUUUUAAAUUAAGUUUGAGGGAAUAACCAACCCAGUACCAGUACACACAAGUGGUUUUUCAUUUAAAUUUACAAAUACAUUAUGUAUUAGCAACAAAAACAUAGCAGGGGUCCAGUUUGGGCUCUCCUUUUAACCCAGUUUUUAUUUUUAAAACAAUUUUACCAAGACCUUGCUGUAGAGCUAACAGAGCAUAGCCAGAUGGCUCUCAGCAUGACCUUGGUAACUGGACAUUUUAGGCCCCACUGCGUUUGAAAUAGGUUGGCAAACCAGUCUCCUGUAUGAUCUAUGGAUUUGACAUGUGACAGCCUACAGUGAGCGCAGUACAGUGCUCCUCCUCCAGAUUGCUAUGCGGUAGAGGACAAGCUCCCCAAGGCCACUCUGUCCCAGAAACGGGAGCUGCCGCACCCACGCCGGUGUCCACGCCCGGGCCCAGCGCGCUGCCGCGUUGCGGUACCUGGAGUUAGGAAUUCAACUCUCAGGCUGGGACACCAGGGGCACCCGAAGGUGUUCGGGAAAGGCCCCGCCCUAAGGACGCGGACAAGGGCGCACCACCCCGCCAGGCAAGUCCUCACCCUCUGCUGUUAGCUUCUGAAAAAGUACAGCGCCUCCAACUUCGGGCGCUCCGGAAAACCGCGCAAGCUGAGGGCGGCUGGGUACUGCUGAGUCCACAGGCUGAGGGGGAAGAGCUGACCGCACGCUGAAGUCGGCCACAGCGGCAGAGCACAGCGCGGGACAGCACACGCGGGAAGGGACAGGCCUGGCCGCAGCUGCUCAGCAUCCACGCUGUCAUCACACAUUACAAGGGUGUUUGAAAGAUUGAGGAGGCACAAGGGGAAAGGUUAAUGUAAAUUUUGAAGGUUUCAGAAUUAGUUGAAUAGAGGGGGUGAAGGGAGGGUAGGGGUAAAGGGAAAAAAUGAGAAUCAAGACCUGUCAUGUAGAGGU
Fukomys damarensis (Damara mole-rat) is the source of this 4125-nucleotide messenger RNA. RefSeq names its product BAG cochaperone 2 (gene Bag2). The transcript has 2 exons. Gene Ontology annotation, biological process: protein stabilization. NCBI's taxonomy places the organism in Eukaryota, Metazoa, Chordata, Mammalia, Rodentia, Bathyergidae. The record is from RefSeq and is a predicted model, not a curated record. Gene Ontology annotation, molecular function: adenyl-nucleotide exchange factor activity; protein-folding chaperone binding. The coding region runs from base 191 to 652 and encodes 153 amino acids.